CCGACAUUAAUUAUAAAUUAAAUGUUUCAAUCUGUUUCGUCCAAAUUGCUCACCUCAAACAUUUCUUAUAUAAAGGAGGAAACUUUUAUUUGGCACUUAUACAGUGGUGUAAUACAUAACUCCUUGUUAAAAUCGUCAAAGCUAUUGAGAAUUUGUUGAAGAAAGAUGAAGAUGAUGCUUGGAAUGGUGAUAUUGUUCGUGAUUGUUUGUUCGACGAAUCCAGUAAUUUAUGCAGAUUAUUUGCAGUGCUUCGAAGAUUGUUUAGGGCACUGCGAAUUGCCGGCUCAAGUCUUGUGUAAUAUCCAAUGUGAGAAAAAGUGUCAUGGUCAUGGUAGUAAUAAGCAAGAGAAGCAGAAAUUUCAAGCUACAAAUAGCAAUUCUCAUAUCUGAUAGUCACCCUUUCUACCCAUCUUCCAUCGUUUAGAAAUAAUCUUUGCAUGUUGAUGUUUCGAAUAAAAUGGUUGGUGGGUGCAUCUAACUAUUGUUAAAUAGGUUUUAUCUUCCUCCGUAUGUACAAUUUUGUUCAAAUUUUAUUUUUUACAUUUAUGGCCUCCCAUUCCACCUUUCUUUGUUGAUCCAUGGCGACUCACACCUCUACUGCCACCGCUACUGCGUGGGCGCCCCCGAUGGUGAAUCUCGAUCCAAAUCAUCCUUCUUUCUCAGAACAAUAUCGUCUUCAUCGACGACUCUGUUCGACCGUCGCUUCCAGCCGAUGAUCUUUACAC
Molecule: messenger RNA, 725 nt
Organism: Linum trigynum
Lineage: Eukaryota; Viridiplantae; Streptophyta; Magnoliopsida; Malpighiales; Linaceae
Source: the annotation of a GenBank genome assembly